Messenger RNA from Salvelinus sp. IW2-2015, 5398 nucleotides. RefSeq names its product C-Maf-inducing protein. Gene Ontology annotation, cellular component: cytosol; nucleoplasm. NCBI's taxonomy places the organism in Eukaryota, Metazoa, Chordata, Actinopteri, Salmoniformes, Salmonidae. The record is from RefSeq and is a predicted model, not a curated record.
UUAGUAUCACAUGAACGAGAAAGGACCAAUCCAAGUGGCUCUAUCGAAGUGCUUUUGCGAAGAUAGAGGAAGACAGAAAAAGGAACCUUGCCAAUGAACAUUUAAAGACAAAAAAAACCUUCGCCUUUGGAUUUGGGUAUUUUGUAUCAGAGCUACGUGAUUAGUAUGAGUUAAAUCUGUGGAUUAUGUUAGCUGAACUGGGGCUGGCAAUGGCCCAAACAUAUUGAAUAGAUCGUUGGGGGAGCGAAACGCGGACAGGCUAGACGUUGUAGUGGGCAUUGUACGGAUAAAGGAUUACUUGCCUACCCAAUAACUGCUCCGUCGUGAAAUACCCCCACCAAAGAUUCGUUCAUGGCUUUUCUGUCGGUGUCUCCGCCGUGUCUGUUUUCCGCCCGCAACACUAUUUUAACAAUUGCGGUCGCAUCGCUUUAGUUUUGCUCCCAAGCCGUACAAUCUACACACCGCCGGCUUUCCUUUUAUAUAUAUAUAUAUUGUUUAACUACUAAAAGUAAUACAUUGUUACCUCUAGGAUAAUUUUUGCGACCUAAUAAAUAUGGAUUUUAACAGCAGCGGUGGGGGAAACGAGCUACAUAAUAACCAAUUCUAUCAAUCUGAGGAGAGCAAGCCUUUGCUUGGAGAGAUGUCUGCGCCGUUGGAGGGGAAUAAUAAUAAGUUAUGCGCCGGGCCGUGCAAGAGAACCCUGCAACAUUGCAGCAGCGGGAUGCGAUAUAAACUACUACAGGAGGGUGAUAUCCAGGUGUGUGUGGUGAAACACCCUCGAACCUUCUUCAGCAAAAUUCUAACCUCAAAAUUCUUACGGAGAUGGGAACCGCACCACCUCACAUUGACAGACAGCAGCCUGGCGUCUGCGACGCCCACGGGGUACAUGGAGGCUGCCCUGUCCUACAGCACCAUAGAGGACCUGCAGCUGCUCUCCUGGGAUAACGCCCCCAAAUACUGUGUGCAGCUCAGCUUCCCCGGGGGCACCGUCCUCCUGCAGGCAGCCAACAGCUAUCUGCGGGACCAGUGGUUUAAUUCUCUACAGUGGAAGAAAAAGAUCUAUAAGUACCGUAAGGUUCUGAACAACCCGAGUCGCUGGGAGGUGGUUCUGAAGGAGAUCAGAUUGCUGGUGGACAUGGCCCUGACCUCUCCCCUGCAGGAUGAGUCCAUCCACCAGGCCCCGCUGCAAAUCAUCUCCACCCUGCUGGCCGAUAACACCAACCUCAGCACUCAGGACCAUGAGAACAUCAUAGUGGCCAUCGCUCCUCUCCUGGAAAAUAACCACCCUCCACCGGACCUGUGUGAGUUCUUCUGCAAGCACUGUCGGGAGCGUCCACGGUCGAUGGUUGUGAUUGAAGUGUUCACCCCUGUGGUCCAGAGAAUCCUCAAACACAACAUGGACUUUGGKAAGUGCCCCAGACUGCGUCUCUUUACUCAGGAGUACAUCUUGGCUCUAAAUGAGCUCAACGCUGGGAUGGAGGUCGUCAAGAAAUUCAUUCACAGCAUGCAUGGCCCCACCGGGCAGUGCCCUCACCCCCGUGUCCUGCCCAACCUGGUGGCAGUGUGCUUGGCUGCCAUCUACUCCUGCUACGAGGACUUCAUCAACAGCCGGGACAACUCCCCCAGUCUGAAGGAGAUCAGGAACGGCUGCCAGCAACAGAAUGAGCGUAAACCCCCCCUGCCCCUCCGCCUGCUCCGCCCAGAGCCCCUGACACCCGCACCCACAGGUCUGCUGUCCCUCCCCCCUCCCCCCACACUGCCCUUCUCUCCUCCGCCUUCCAUYGUCAACUCCAGUGAGAUCCUGGUGGAGUUGGAACGCAACAACAACACUGCCAACGCCAGGCGGAAGGGCCCAGGGGGAGGCGACAGUGAGCCCAACCUGAUCGACUGUCUGCUGGUCAGCCCCGCCCUCAACCCCCUGUCAAUCCAGCUGCCUGCCCAGGCCGACCGYGUGCUUGGCUGCUUCGCACUCAUCCUCAAAAUGCUGUCUGACUACGAUGACUGGAGACCCGCCCUGGCUAGCCUGCUGCAGCCCAUCCCAUUCCCCAAAGAGGCCCUUGCACAUGCCAAAUUUACAAAAGAGCUGAAAUAUGUUAUUCAGAGGUUUGCAGAGGACCCCAGACAGGAGGUCCACUCCUGUCUGCUCAGUGUGCGCUCGGGAAAGGACGGUUGGUUCCAGCUCUACAGUCCAGGGGGUGUGGCUUGUGAUGAUGAUGGGGAGCUCUUUGCCAGCAUGGUUCACAUUCUUAUGGGUUCCUGCUACAAAACUAAGAAGUUUCUCCUGUCCCUGGCUGAAAACAAGCUGGGGCCCUGCAUGCUCCUGGCUCUGCGUGGGAACCAGACCAUGGUUGAGAUCCUGUGCCUGAUGCUGGAGUACAACAUCAUCGAGAACAAGGACACCCAGCUGCAGAUCAUCUCCACCCUGGAGAGCACUCCGGUGGGCCUGCAAAUGUACGAGCAGCUGUGUGACAGGCAGAGGGAGCUCAAAGAGCUGCAAAGAAAAGGAGGCCCCACCCGACUCACUCUGCCCUCCAAGUCUACGGAUGCAGACCUUGCCAGGCUGCUGAGCUCUGGCUCCUUUGGGAACCUGGAGAACCUGAGUCUUGCCUUCACCAACGUCACCAGUGCAUGUGCUGAACAGCUCAUCAAAUUGCCCUCUCUCAAACAGCUCAACCUUUGGUCCACCCAGUUUGGAGAUGCAGGACUGCGGUUACUGUCCGAACACUUGGCGUGUCUGCAGGUGUUGAAUCUWUGUGAGACACCCGUGACCGACGCCGGCCUGCUUUCCCUCAGUUCCAUGAAGAGCCUGUGCAGUUUGAACAUGAACAGCACAAAGCUCACAGCAGACACAUACGAGGACUUAAAGGCCAAACUCCCCAAUCUGACGGAGGUGGACGUCCGCUACACCGAGGCCUGGUGAACACAUCCUGUGUGACAUCACUAGAACAUCAACUCCCACACCAUCCAAACAUGAGGAUUACCUGAUAUCAACAGAACACAUAGUCUCUCUUACAUCAACAACAAGAGGAUCCUCUCCCAUCUGUAGACGAGGACCCUUUUAUCUGGAGACGACAUCAGAAUGCCUGGACCUCUCUAGUAACAUCAUGUCAAACGAGAAUUACUAUCUUUCUGGAGUGACAUCAUCAAAAUACAAGGACCUCCUUUUUAGCGACAUCAUCAAAAAGCAAGGACCCACUUGCUUGUGACACAAGGGACCUUAUCUUUCUCUCUCAUGUGUGGUUUCUCACUCAAUUCCUGUCCACAUCCUAUUUGCCCUCAAUAGACUCCUCAAAGAUUUCUUCAGUGUUGUGUCAAAUGUACACAGAACACCAAGUAAACAAAUGGAUCUUUCUCCCCUCCCUCUCUCCCACUCUCUGAGGACCUUUAUGUUUAAAUGCACUCUCUUCCCUCCAUUUACUGGGAGCUCUUCUAUCCUUGUCGGAUCAAGGUUAGAUAACCAGGUAACAUUCCAGUACACUUUUGAUAUUGCCUCGAGUUCAAUCCAAAUGUAGCUCUAAAAAUGUGUCCAAUUGUCAUUUUGGUCUUGUUUUUUUUGUUUGGGUUCUUUCAGGUUCAGAUUCUGGCCUUUCCAGUCCUUUAUUGGGAAUGAGGUGCUACCUCAAACAAAAUAAAAAUUGCAAGACUGUGCCUAAUUCCUCGUAUGACACUCAAUCAAUUUUUWUMAACUUGAAUGAACAUAUUUUUCCAGACAUCUCUGCUUUCAUAUAUUGUGUGUGACAUUUAAGCAGACAUUUCAGGAGCUCUGCUCUGUGGUUGCAACACCAUUAAAAGGAAGAAAUGUUUCCUUUUAGUUUGUGUUUUCAAUGUACAUAACUCCCAUAUUUAAUAGAAUAAUUGUGUAGUAGGUGGUCUGGGACUGCCUUGUAUUUAUGAUUUCUCAACUUCAUAUCCCUCUUUCUGCCUCCCAUUAUUUUCUCAUAUGUUAAGACACUUUCUAGGCAUACUGCAGUUGACUUUCGUCACACAAUCAACCAAGAUGUUGCCUAACAUUCUUAUCCAUAAUCCAUGCUGAGGCCUAAACUGAAGCCCUAUGUGCACCUUGCAUCAACCUCUCAAUGUAGACUUUUUGGCAUGAUGGUACACGUUUUUCUCAAGAUAAAUAUGGGAUACAUUUUGAUAUUGGCUGUAGAUAUACAGGCCAUGGUCAUCCUUAGGAGUAUUUUGUCAUGUCAGGAGUGAACAGACUCUGUAGAGGCAACAGCAUGGUGUAUAGAUGACCCUGUUAAAAAGCAGCACAUUACCUGCCCAGAGUCUAGAAUAAGACCUUUUCUGAAUUGUGGUUGGUCGGUCAGUACCAGAGUGGAAAGCCAAACAAGUUCAUUUCUGUUUAAUUCGAUUUUUUUGUUUCCAUACUGUACUUCAAAACACAAAUAUAUUGUAUCAUACAUCAGUACUGUCUGAUACAGUGGCAUAGAAUAACGUGGACUCCAACGUGCUAAUCAUUUGUUCACAGAACCACGUUUCUCUACUCUGACUAGGCAUCCCUCUGUCCCUUUCCCCAUCAAGCAUGGAGAGAKGGCACUGUUUUGGAGUAUGCUCACCCAUUAAGUAGUACAUGUAGCUGGGUUAAAAUGUUACAUUCCUCGAUAUUCAUUUGGAAUCAUGAGAACACUUUCUGUUUGCAUGGGCAUACCACCAGUUUUGAAUAGAUUUCCUAUAUUAUUACCAAGGAAUGUGAUAUUACAGCAUUCAGGUAUGUGGUAACUUGGCCCACACAAACUGCAGAAGAGUUGUCCCUCUGUCUCUUCUGCUUUAGGUGGUUUUGAUCAAUCUGUUCCUUCUCUGUGCCCUUUCAGGGCGUCUCGUACACAAUCAGAGCGUUAUUCUGUAUGCCCGACUCUGGUUCCCUCCGCUUUUGUUUUCUCCAGAAUGCUCAAGAAUUCUUUCCGUUCAGUUUUGGCAGAACUUACAGAACACAGUUGGACACYGUCCAAUAAGAUUUCAAUGCUAUGUUUAUUUUGAGUGACAUGACGGUUCGGUGCACUAAAUGUCGUUGUAUAUGGCCACCAGGCUUAGGAYCUCAUGCUGUCACAUCCUGUAUAAUGUAAAUACAAGUGUAUAUAAUUUUCUGUCCCCCUCUAUGUUCCCCUCCGCUCUGUGUUUCUCUUAGUCUCYCUGUUAGGGAGGCUGUUGCCUUCAUCUUCAGGAUGUGUGUGUGUGUGGUCAUUACUUUUAUUUUCACACAAAGUGCACUGUAAUCUAACUUCCAUUAGGUUUUCAUGGUAAUUGUUAUGGCUGAUUUGUGUUUGUUUCAACUGUUUGUUUGAUUUGAUCACUUUAAUCAAGUGUUUGUCGCCURUUUUGUAUGUACAGUACCAGUCAAAAAUUUGGACACCUACUUUAUUUUUACUAUUUUCUACAUUUUAGAAUAAUAGGG